Aspergillus terreus NIH2624 is the source of this 213-nucleotide messenger RNA. Its product is annotated as translocon subunit SSS1. The transcript is spliced from 3 exons. Gene Ontology annotation, molecular function: transmembrane protein transporter activity. Gene Ontology annotation, cellular component: Ssh1 translocon complex; membrane. NCBI's taxonomy places the organism in Eukaryota, Fungi, Ascomycota, Eurotiomycetes, Eurotiales, Aspergillaceae. The record is from RefSeq and is a predicted model, not a curated record. The coding region runs from base 1 to 213 and encodes 70 amino acids. Gene Ontology annotation, biological process: post-translational protein targeting to membrane, translocation; protein targeting.
AUGGCCGACCAGGUACAAGAGAUCCUCAACAUCCCCCGGGAGUUCUUCAAGGAUGGCAUGCAGUUCAUCAACCGCAGCCAGAAGCCCGACCGCCGGGAAUUCAUCAAGAUCAGCCAGGCUGUCGGUGUCGGUUUCCUUGUGAUGGGCGGCAUUGGCUUCAUCGUCAAGCUUGUGCACAUCCCCGUGAACAACGUGCUUGUCGGCGCUGCAUAA